Molecule: messenger RNA, 564 nt
Organism: Mercenaria mercenaria
Lineage: Eukaryota; Metazoa; Mollusca; Bivalvia; Venerida; Veneridae
Product: carbonyl reductase [NADPH] 2-like
Exons: 1
Coding region: 1-564 (187 amino acids)
Biological process (GO): xylulose metabolic process; glucose metabolic process
Molecular function (GO): carbonyl reductase (NADPH) activity; L-xylulose reductase (NADPH) activity
Source: RefSeq, a predicted model, not a curated record
AUGGCAUUUAAGUUAGCAGGGAAGAAAUUUCUUGUAACAGGGGCUGGUCAAGGGAUUGGCCGAGAGCUCUCGAAAACUCUUAGUGAGCAUGGAUGUAAGGUGUAUGCUCUUAGCAAGACAAAAGAUACACUGGACACUCUCGAGGAUGAAUGUGAAAAUAUACAUACAAUUCACGCUGAUAUCGGUAACUGGGAUGAAGUGAGGGAAAAGCUGAAGGAUGUAGAGGUUCUUGACGGACUUGUUAACAAUGCUGCAUACGUCGGUGAAAGCCAAAUUCCUUCACUGGAUGUACCCAAGUCUUAUCUGGACAAGAUUGUCGGUGCAAACUUGUUAGGAACUAUCAACGUUACUCAGAUUAUCGGACGAAAAAUGGUGGACGCUAUGAAAUCUGGGUCUAUUGUCAAUGUUUCAAGCAUCUGGUCGAUGCAGGCAGUUCCGGGGUAUUUACCGUAUACAGUUCAUAUUAUUGUUACUUGUAAUAAAACCAAAAUUUGCGCUGACAGGACCUCAUCAUUCGGAGUAAACGAUAUAAAUCCAACACUAUACUUAAACCGAAAUCAUUAG